AUUUUUCUACAUUUAUUUAUGCUGAUUUGAAAUUUAUAGAUAUAUUAUAUAUUAUCGAGUGAUAAUGAUUUCGUCUGCUAUAUCUGACAAAUGCGCGGGUAGAGUGGGCAGAUCAACAAACUUGUCGGUUUACGGGUUAUACGCACGGUGCGUUGACGUGUUCGCAGAACAUCUUAUUACCUGGUUUUUUUUGUGAUGCGGUCUUUAAAUUGUGUUUAGUCUUCUUUUCAUCGAUCUGAAAACAAGAGGAGUCGUCAAAAAUGGAAAAAAGUACAAAAAUCCACAAGGAAAAGCGGCCGAAAGCCCAGCUAGAUUCGCAAAAUAACCUUCAAGAUAUAAAAAAUGCAGAACAAUCGCCAAGUGUGCAAAAAGACGACUCGAAGGCCAAUUCGGCAAAAGAGGACGUCAAAGAGGACACCGUGGAUGGUUUAAAAAGUCAGCUCGAAACUUUGAUGAAUUCCUUAGCAGUAUUAUCAGCUGAAAAGUCAAAGAUGGAAGCCACUUUCCAGAGUGAGAAAAAACAAAUCAGGGGUGAACGCGAAGAAUAUGAAAGAGUUGUGAAAAAUCUAAAAGAUAAACUAAAACGUAUCCAAGGCCAUGCUAUGUCAGAAGUGGAACAUCUCAAGUACAAGUUGAUUAUGGAGCGACAUGAGAGAGAAAAGGAACAGACGGAACAUUCCACAUUAACAAAAGAAUUACAUAAAAAAGUUAACAGCGAGCAGAAAGCGAGGGAACAUCUAGAGUUGCAGCUAAAAGAGCUGAAAAACUCUAUUCCGAGCAAGUCUCAGAACAGAAUUUUAGAAGCAGAACUUGAUGUUUUAAAGAAUAAAUUAAAGCAGGCUGAAGCAGCAGCAAACGAAACUCCAGUAAUGCUAUUGAACCUUCAAUCGGAAAUGUCAUCCAUGAAAAAAAAGCACAGAAACGCUAUUCUUGAGGAGCAAAGAAGAGCAGCUCUAGCAGAGCAAGAAGCUAAAGCUUUGGCAGCCAGUCACGAGGCAAGAGUUGCUGGUUUAGAAGCUAGACUGGCAGAAUUAUCUGAUAUUGUUGGGGGAUACGACAGGCUACGACAGCAAGAUCAAAAGUCCAUUCACAAGCUGAAGGAUCAGUUGAUCACUCUACAGAACAAUAAAAAAUCGGACAGAUACGAUAAUCCUCAACAGUUAGCAGAAAAAAUUAAAAGUCUCUAUUUUCAACUAGUAGAAUUAGACAAAAGUAGUUCGUGUACAAAUGUUAAGGAUUUACUGAACAGCUUGAAGCUGUGUGAUCAAAGCCAAGACUUUGUUUACAAAGAAAAGUACGAAGCGGUUCUUCAGGAGCUAGAAGAACUAAAAAGCCGUCCAGUUGCAAACGAAACACAGCAGCAAAAUAACGAGACUGCUACCUCCAACAACGAAACCCAGCUGCACAGAGCAAAAUCUCACAAUAAAAAUCUGGAAGAAAAAUUGCGCAUGCUAGUUUCCGAGAUGUCGGAAAAGGAAAAAGAGUUUCAGAAGAAGCUCGAGAAGCAGCAUCAGAUUAUGCAAGAACAGUAUUCGAAAACUGAACAGUUGCUAGCUCAAAAGGACAGUGAAUAUCAGAAUAAAAUAGUCGCUUUGGAGCAGCAACUCCUCAGACAGCGCGAACGAUCUCUGACUGUGAUACAAGAAAAGGACAAGGAGAUACAGAUGCUGAAGUCAUCCUUCGACGCGCUACUACCUAAGAAAAGUAUUAUGCUAGACGGAGGAGCUCAAAAGUUCAAUUUACCAUUGGCGAGACACGGCAGCGUGAAAAGCGAAGCUAACGAUCUGGUGUCCGGCCUCAUAACCAUCGAGAAUAAUCCUCCUAUGCUUUACUAUACCCAAGAACUCGCUCGCAAGGAAGUUCAAAUUUCCGGUUUACGGAAGCAAAAUGUGCAAUUGGAAACCUCGCUGCGCGACCUCGAGAGGAACUCUUUCCGCAUAGCUGAAAAGCACGACGAGGACAUUCAGAAAUUGGAAACGCAGAUAAAAAGACUGGAAGCAUCGAAGUCGAGGGAAGGUGCAAAUCUCGAAUACCUCAAGAACGUCUUUAUCAACUAUCUGACGAGCCACGACUCGGCUCGCAAGCGUCACAUGCUCAACGCGAUAUCCACAGUCUUGCGGUUCACGCCCGAGGAGAGCGAAAGAAUCGCGAAGAUCAAAUGAGGAAGGGUUUUAUUUUUUUAAAUUUAUAUACGUACAAAAGAGACGGCACAUAUCUGUACAGCCUAAAAUUUAAGGAACAAUCUUGUGUGUUUGUAUAUAUGUGUAUAGAUAAUAGGAUAAAUAAAUGUCUGUACAUAGUGUAUAUACAAAA
Nasonia vitripennis (jewel wasp) is the source of this 2313-nucleotide messenger RNA. RefSeq names its product GRIP and coiled-coil domain-containing protein 1 (gene GCC88). The record is from RefSeq and is a predicted model, not a curated record. The transcript has 8 exons. NCBI's taxonomy places the organism in Eukaryota, Metazoa, Arthropoda, Insecta, Hymenoptera, Pteromalidae. Bases 261 to 2162 code for a protein of 633 amino acids. Gene Ontology annotation, cellular component: Golgi apparatus.